GAGAGAGUUCACUAAAUUUAAAGGCAAAUAAUGGAUUCCCGUUACUCUUAUGACGAAAAUGCAGAGACAUGGCCAGUGUUUGCCCUUUCGGUGCUAGCUGCUGGUCUUGUUCCAUUCACAAUAUUAGAAGGUUAUAAAUUAUUCAAUGGCAAAGCUAAACAAGAAGCUGCUGGUGAGAUCAAAUAUGAUGGUAAAAUAGACCCAAAGAUCAAGAGAUUCAGAAGCAGAAGAAAGAGAUCCAAAAUUUUCACAAAGAGAAACUUAUUCCUGGCGUUGGGUUGGAUAGCUGUUGCAUUUAUCAUUUACCAUAUCAAAAAUACUGAAGUCAAAAAAGAAACUGUCGCAUUUGAUCCUUAUGAGUUGCUAGGCAUUGAUUUUGGCGCAUCAGAAAAAGAAGUCAAGAGUCACUAUAAAAAAAUCUCUAUCAAAUUCCAUCCAGAUAAAGUUAGAGGUGCAUCUGAUGAAGAAAAGAAAGAAUUAGAAGAAAGAUUCGUUUUAAUCACAAAAGCUUACAAAGCUUUAACUGAUGAAGUUACAAGAGAAAACUUUGAAAAAUACGGACAUCCUGAUGGUCCUCAACAGGCUUCCUAUGGUAUUGCCUUACCAAAAUUCUUGAUUGAAGGUAAAUCUUCUCCAUUGUUGUUGGUUCUAUAUAUUGUCUUAAUCGGUGGUGUUUUACCAUAUAUUGUUAGCAAUUGGUGGUCAAAAACUAAAACUUAUACAAAGAAAGGUAUUCAUACUGAAACUGCAAACUUAUUUGUUGAAAAAUUAUUGAAUCACAAACCUACAAAUGUUGUUAGAGUUUCCACUAUUACUGAUUGGUUAAGCGAAGCUGAAGAAUUCAAGAUCGAUUUCCCAAAGAAAUCAAAGGAUGAAAUCAAACAGUUAUUCGAAGAUCAUUUCAACAGAAAGAUUUCAGAUGAUCAAUUAAAGGCAGUUUCUCAUAUUCCUGUUUUAAUUACUGGGUUGGUUGAAAUUGCAAGUCAUUUCAGAAACACUGAAGUCUCAGAUAUGUCUGUCAAUACUUUGAAGCAUUUUAUUCAAGCUGUUCCAGAAUCAUCAAAGAAUGAAUUGUUACAAUUGCCUCAUGUUGAUCGUGCUUCUGUGGAAAAAUCAAAGAUUAUUAGAUUAGGUAAAUUAUUAACAUUGAAGAAUGAUGAAAUCAAAGAAGUUUUGGGUAUUAAGGAUGAUGCUAAAUUGAAAGAAGCUUUGGAUGUUGCUACAAAAAUCCCAUAUUUGAAAUUAGUUAAAGCUGAAUACAAAGUUCCAGGUGAAAGUGUUGUUACUCCAGAUUCCACUGUUCAUAUUUCUAUCAAAGUUGUUGUCAAAUCACCAAAGCAUCAUGGUACUGUUCGUGUUAAUGACACCAAAUUAGAAGAAGAAGAAAGUUUAGAAACUUUGAGAGACCCUUUCAAAAUGGUUCUUUCUCAACCAGAACUACCAAAAUCAUAUGCUCCAUUUUUCCCAUUAGAGAGAAGAGGUGGUUACGUUGCUUUUGUUGUCUUGCAAAAAGAUUCAAAGAUUACAGAUGCUCCAUCAUUCUUCAAGAACCUGGAUCUAUCUAAUUUGGAAUUAACAGAAGAUCAAUUCAAAGAUGGUUCAAAGAUCCAAGUUGGUACUUUUAAAAUCCCAAUCCCUCAACCAACUCCAACUGAAACUGGGAAAUAUGAAUUCAGAGUUAUUCUAAAAUCAACAGAUUACUUUACACAAGAUGUGGAUUUCCCAGUGGUAAUGCACGUUCAAGAUCCACCAAAAGUGGAGGAAGUUAAUUAUGAUAUUCCAGAUCCUGAUGAAGAUUCAAUCGCUGGUGCUUUGGCUCAAUUGAAGGGUGAAAAAAAUUGAUUUUGCAUUUCCAGGUUAUCGCUGUGAUUAGUUUCGUUUUAGAGCUGGUGCUCUUUGCUUUAUAUGUACAUUAGAAACUCAAUAAAAAAUAACUUUCAUAGAUUCUACGUAGCUGAUCAUCGGUAUCUAUUAUUUCGAAUUAAAACUUUCUAUGAAUAAGAAUAGCUGUUGGGUUAUCCAAUUUUUGCUCUUUGUAAUAGUUUUCAAUUUUUUCCUUCUCUUCAAAACCUAAUUUUUUGUACCAUUCCAAAACUUCAGUUUGUUCAACCCAGACAUGAGCAGUAACUUCAUGUAUGAAUGAUUUUUUUGCCUGUUCAACAAUAUGUUCGAGGAGUUUCUUACCAAUUCCAAAAUGUCUAUAUGGUUCCAAUACAGCUAUUGAUUCAAUGUACACGGAAGUUGGCACUGAGUGGUGUUGAGGAACAAUCAAUUUCGCUUUAACUGCACCGACUGGUAUUUCACUAUAAUAUGCUA
Messenger RNA from Hansenula anomala, 2316 nucleotides. RefSeq names its product protein-transporting protein SEC63 (gene SEC63). Gene Ontology annotation, molecular function: RNA binding; transmembrane protein transporter activity. Gene Ontology annotation, cellular component: Sec62/Sec63 complex. Bases 31 to 1842 code for a protein of 603 amino acids. The transcript is spliced from 2 exons. The record is from RefSeq and is a predicted model, not a curated record. Lineage: Eukaryota; Fungi; Ascomycota; Saccharomycetes; Phaffomycetales; Wickerhamomycetaceae. Gene Ontology annotation, biological process: SRP-dependent cotranslational protein targeting to membrane; post-translational protein targeting to endoplasmic reticulum membrane.